CCGAAAGGGACGGAUCGGGAUCUGGCGCGCGCGUUUUAAGUGUGUGUCUUUCUGUCUCGCUCCAGUCUCUCUAUCUCUUUUUCUCUUUCUCGUUCCGUUCUCGCUCCGCGGAGUCCACCACCGUCGGAUUCACGGAUAGGAACGACGGAUAUUUCGACAUAGGUAGAAUUUCUACGCACAAUCGAACAAGGCCCGGGAACGUGAGUGAAUUAAUAAGAGUGGCGAAAAAGUUAUCGUGUUUUACGGUUUUACCUCCUGCGGGGAACUCGGCGAUUUCCAUAACCGUAGGAUAAUUCGCAGCUGCUUCUUCGGCCGGCAAAUGGCACGCCGUUUUUAAUCAGUCAUGGAAAUACGCGAGGACACUACGCCGUCUUGACGAUCGCGUUUGUACGAUUGCUUACGAUUUGGUUAUCUCGACACGUUGGAUAACGAGAUAUAUGUACGAUACGAUGCGAUACACGAUAUAUUAGACGAAAAAGGGACGCUGAUAUCGCCUUUUCGAAACAAGGUGUAUCGUUGUACCUGACGAUCGAUCUCUUUUAUCGUACCUUGGUGGGUGCAGAUUUAAUAAUCCUGCAUUGUAAAUCAGUGUGUGAUUUUGUGUGUGUCCAUAUGUGUGUUCCCUUCGAUGAUAUUCGCCGUUUUCAACGUCAUUUUUAUUUCACUUGUCAAUGGUGUUGCGCAUCAGUGAAAUACGAGGAGCCCGGUGAUCAUCGACUAAUCGCUAAGCUGCAACAGCAACGGGUGGAACAGAUUUCUUCCAGUAUUCAAAGAACCUGCUGCGUGUGAUUCAAAAGUUCCUCCGUAACGUCCAAGAUAAAUAUGACAAAUACGCUGUAUAUUGAAUAAGAAGAAGAAGAAGAAGAAGAAAGAAAAAUCGAGCUCUACGAUAUUCGAGUAAUAAAUAAAUAAUAUUCAAAUAACAAGCGCACGGUUUCGAUCAAACGACAUUCAAAUUCUCACAAAACGCGCCCGAAACACGAAGCAAUAAAGAGAAUAGGAGAGGAAAAGCAACGCGGAGAUCGAGAUCGUCUAGCAAUUAUCGUAAUUACAGCCCUGGAAUACGUAAAUCAAAUUGAGAUAGGCAACUGUAGUGUAUAAAAAUUUGAAAUAUUUUGUGAGGUGUUGAGCAGGAGAUAGUUCGUUUCGAAUAAAGGAUACAGUAUAAAAUAUCUCUCAAGUGUUUUGUGCGUGCGGAUCCGACCCUCUGCAUCUCAGUGGAAGUGCUGCAGUUUUAUACGUUCUCUUACUGGAUAUAAGAUAGAUCGAUAGAUACGUACGUUUGUUGUCCUGUCUAUCUAUCUAAUCGUCAUUUUUCGUUCGCGGAUUUAUGUUUCGCUGUUCAUCAACUUGUGGUUCCUGUUGUUGUUUGUUGUUUUAGUUUAUGAUUGUGACAGUGAAUUUUUAUGGUUUCGUUUCCGUUCAAUUGUUGUUGGUGUGUUCAACGUUUCAUUGUUGUUCUGUUAUAUCUGGAGAUUCUUCUUGAGUAACGGACUCAACGCCACGUCAACGAUCGAGAAUAGCUGAAGUACACCUCAGGAUGGAGUGCCGUUGGGCUCGGCGGAAAGGCCUUUUUGCAGGUUGCAUACUUUUCCUCCUACUGCUCCAACUGCUCGUCGGUAGUCGCACGGUUGAUGCGAGAAAUUCUGAGAGGUACGAUGCCGCCUACGAGUGCGAGGGAAAAACCCUGACGAUCGAGUGCGGCGAGGGUGAACUUAUUCACCUUAUAAGAGCCAACUACGGCCGGUAUUCGAUAACGAUAUGCAACGAGCACGGGAACACGGACUGGAGUGUCAACUGCAUGUCGACUAAGUCGUUCAGAGUGCUCUUCGACAAGUGUGAUCAAAAACGGAAUUGCAGUAUCGUUGCUUCGACUUCGCAAUUCGGCGAUCCUUGUCCAAAUACGCUUAAGUAUUUGGAAGCACACUAUCAGUGCAUGUCUGCCGCAACAACCACCACCACUUCACGACCCAGUCCUCCGUGGCUCAUAACUUCGCAGCCGAGUGUCUGGAGCACCGCUAAACCGACCGUCAGGCCAUUUUCCAGAAAUACUGCACCGGUUCAGCCCCCACCGCCUCCGACACCACAGACGCCAGCCGUCAUCCCUACCACUUUACCGAGUCCCACGACGACUCCGUCCAAGGCAAUUAUCGGUGACGGUUACAACGACGAGGACACAUCAUCGCCUGGUAAUGGUCUGGGUGCACCAGUUCCUCCAUUGAUGUCUGAAACGACCCAAGUCUCGCCAACGACAUUGUCCCCGUGGCGAACGAGUCGUCGAACAACCGUUCCGAGCACCCUCUGGCCGGAGUCCAGCUCAAACGGACAGUGGUCAGACUACACGAAACGCCUUUGCAAGCCGGUAAAGGCGAGAAAUCUGUUCUGGAACACGACGCGGGCGGGUGACGUAGCCGUACAAACCUGCCCUGGUGGAGCGACGGGAAUCGCAAGAUGGAAGUGCGUCGAUCAGGGUGACACGGCCGUUUGGUAUCGGGGCACUCCCGAUCUCAGCGAGUGUCGAUCCGUCUGGCUGACGGCGUUGGAGAACCGCGUGGAGGACGGUGACGUUAUUCUAAGCGUAAGCAGCGAGCUGUCUCAAGUGACGAAUAACAGCCGGGUUCUGUACGGCGGGGACAUGAUGAUCACUACGAAGAUCAUCAGGAACAUGGCCGAGAAGAUGAAGGACAACCUGAAGACCUACUCCGACCUCAGACAGCAAGAGGUUGCCGUGAGGGAACUACUUCAGGGCGUUAUCAUAACAGGUAGCAACUUGUUGGACAAGACCCAGCUUCCUUCGUGGAAGGAUUUGAGCCAUCAGGAGCAAAUGAGAGUUGCCACAUCGCUGCUCAACGGGCUUGAAGAGAACGCUUUUCUUCUGGCGGAUGCCUACGAGCAGGAGAACACGAUCGUUCAAAAAGGAGAAAACAUACUCGUGUCGAUCAGGAUUCUCGAGGCUCGCAAUAUAGAGAAAAACCUCGAAGUAUUUCCGAGCCAAAAGGUGCUCAGAGAGUGGCCCGUCUCCAACGAUCACGUAGAGCUUACGAAAGGGGCGCUUCUGGACAACAGUGACAACGGUAUCAUCCGUUUGGUCUUCAUGGCCUUUGACAGGCUCGAAGAAAUACUUCAGCCCCAGGCGGAGACCUCGUCUAUAGUCGGACACGACGACUCUCAGUUCAGGCCGAAGAACACAACCAGAAUACUGAACACCAAGGUGAUAUCGGCGUCUUUGGGCAAAGGGAAGCACAUCCAGUUGUCGGAACCCGUUAAAUUAUACUUCAAGCAUCUGACCGUUGAAAACGUGACUAAUCCAAGCUGCGUCUUUUGGGAUUACACGAUAAAUGCAUGGUCCGAGGAAGGAUGUCACGUUCACCUCACCAACAGCACCCACACCGUAUGCGAGUGCAAUCACCUAACAAAUUUCGCUGUACUGAUGGACGUCCACGCAAUUAAAUUGGACACGGCGCAUCAAGUCGCUCUUCAAAUCAUUACGUACAUCGGGUGCAUAAUUUCUGUAAUUUGCCUCGUCCUCGCCAUACUUACGUUCCAACUUUUCCGCGGACUCAAGUCCGAUCGAACGAUCAUACAUAAGAACCUCUGUAUCUGCCUGCUGAUAGCUGAGGUUCUUUUCGUUUGUGGUAUCGGUCAAACUGAUCAGAGAAUCGUUUGUGGCGUCGUCGCUGGAUUGCUUCACUUCUUUUUCCUCUGCGCGUUCGCGUGGAUGUUCCUCGAAGGGUUUCAACUUUACGUCAUGCUGAUCGAAGUGUUCGAGGCGGAGAAAUCCAGACUUCGAUGGUACUACUUGGUCGCUUAUGGCGCUCCGUUACUCGUAGUAGCAAUUUCCUGCAUCAUCGACCCUCUGAGCUAUGGAACUGAUCGUUACUGCUGGUUGAGAGCCGACAACUAUUUCAUCUUCAGUUUUGUGGGGCCCGUGAUACUCGUUAUUCUGGCGAAUCUCGUCUUUCUAUCCAUGGCAAUAUACGUGAUGUGUCGUCACUCAAACACCGCCAUAUCCAUGAAGAGCAAGGAGCACUCAAGAUUAGCUAGCGCAAGUGGAAAGGAAGAGAAUGCUCUUCCCAACAAAUUGCAAGCGCACUUGGCCUGGCUGCGAGGAGCAAUCGUUCUAGUCUUUCUCCUGGGACUGACGUGGACCUUUGGAUUGUUGUACUUGAAUCAAGAAUCGGUAGUGAUGGCUUACAUAUUCACAGUACUGAACAGUCUCCAAGGAUUGUUCAUCUUCGUGUUCCACUGUGUGCAAAACGAGAAGGUGCGGAAAGAAUACCGUAAGUUUAUCAGGCGCCAUUCAUGGCUGCCAAAGUGUCUCCGAUGUUCGAAGACCGUCUCGGGCAGCUCAGCCGGCUCUUCGGGGACAAGCGGAGGCGUCGCCGGGACGAAUGGCGGCAAGGAAUUCGCCUCCCACAACACGUCGUCAAAUCCGUCGGCACCGACGACGGACAGCUCGGGAUUGUCUCCUCACGCAGCAGCUAGCUACUUGGUGUCCGGGCGCGGUUGGGUUACGACUGACAGACAACAAUCGGCGGUGCUGCCCCCAGCCGCCUGCACAACCAAUUCUCAACGCGAACCUCCUUCGUCGGAAGCUCAUAUCGUAGCAACGCUGCCUCACGCCCGAAACAACUUUCCCUCAGCUCUUAAUAUCCCUAAAUCUGCGACCGCCACUUGGGGACCUCUUAACAAAAACCUCAUGUGGAAGAACAUUUCUUUUAAAUCGUGUUCCCGGGAUUCCGGUCACGGAGGAUCGGAGCAAGAAGACUCGCCGCGUACUCACAGCACGAUGACCUUGUCGCACGGAAGGACCCGUGAUCGAAGAAUGGUCGGCGACCUUGGCGAGGCGACGACGCGAUCAGGGCGACGGGCGGCGUCUCCUUACAACCACACGUACACGGAGAUAAGGGACGGACGGGGAGGGCAUCACCAGGUCCACGGACAUCACGGUCAGCACGUCCACCUCCCACGGGGAAUGGUGGCCGGCGAGGACGACCCGGUAUACGAGGAGAUAGAACGAGGAGGUGGUGAAAUCCAGGUAUCCGACAUGUCGGACGAGGACGGGAGGCGGCAGAGCGACAUGAGCAGACAGUCAUCGCGGAGCUACGGCGAUCAUCGUCCGCUGAUUCCUUACUCGCCGGCGAACGACAGGAACCUCGUUCACUACGGCCAGACGAUAGACAACAGAGGCGCCCCCCAGCACUCCGUCGGUAAUCCAGCCGAGUACAGUCCCGGGCAAGAGCGUAACGCGGCGAACAACUGCUGGGAGAAACUCAGACGGUAUCAGGCCAGGUACGAGCUUGGCGAGUUGUCAAGACUACCGGGAAAUUACGGACUCCCGCCUCUCCAGCAGGACCACAGUAGAACGGUUGCGGUUUUGAACGGACACACCGUAGUUUGUCACCUUCAGCCACAGACCGACAUGUAUACCGGUCGCAACAUGCCCCCACCUUCCUACAGCGAGUGUUGAGGGAUUGAUAAUUUUCCCCGAUCGUCUCUAUUGCGUAUGUACACUUUGCUUUGAACGGGGGCCUGGACGAUGGUGAACCGAUGUGCUUGGGUCUCGCUAAUUUUAAUGUACGGAGGUGGCCGAACGUUUGUAGAUAUAUUAUGUAAUAGCAAUGCCGCCUCCGGAUCACACAUUAUUCAUUAUAGAUACACACGGGCACACCUCUCUUAUCUCCCCAAACGGCUCGAAUCGAGGGCUAAAGAAAUAAACUUACCGUGAUUUACUGUGUACGCAUUACAUAUAUGUAUAUAUAUAUAUAUCUAUAUAUAGGUAUAUUAUACAUAUAUACAUA
Molecule: messenger RNA, 5801 nt
Organism: Neodiprion virginianus
Lineage: Eukaryota; Metazoa; Arthropoda; Insecta; Hymenoptera; Diprionidae
Gene: Cirl
Product: latrophilin Cirl
Exons: 17
Coding region: 1541-5470 (1309 amino acids)
Biological process (GO): adenylate cyclase-activating G protein-coupled receptor signaling pathway; cell surface receptor signaling pathway
Cellular component (GO): membrane
Molecular function (GO): carbohydrate binding; G protein-coupled receptor activity
Source: RefSeq, a predicted model, not a curated record